GGCAGAACUGUGUGUGUUGAUAAAUAACACAGGUAUCUAUUGCGCGUGGCGUUGCACGCAGCAGGAGGGCGUUCCCUUAUCUUCGACGGUCGUCACUCGUGGGUUGAGAGUGUUCGGAAAAGGACGUUGGACAAGUUAUUAGCACCAGCAACAUGACCUCUGUAUGUGAACUGCCACCUCACCUGGCACGCUUUGGGCUUCUGGGAAUAUUAAAAGACCAUAACGACUGGCGUGUGGUGUCGCUAGAGUCUGUGUCUGCAGAAGUGACCAUUCGCGGCUUUGUGGCCCAAGUGACCGCCAACAUGGUAUAUCACAACCAUGCUGGACACGCACUGCAGGUGCGGGCGGUGUUGCCUAUGGAGGAGGGCGCCGCCGUGUACCACUGCGAGGCGCGGCUGGACGGCAGAACCAUUGUGACUCACUGCAUGGAGAAGAAAAAGGCAGAGAAAGUGUACAAGGAGGCUGUGAAAAAAGGAAACACAGCCAUCUUGGCACGAGAAGACCCUGACUCGAGCGACAUUCUCAGCCUCAACCUCGGCAACUUUCCUGCAGGGACGAGAGCCGAGGUUACCCUGCGUCUGGUGAUGGAGCUGAAGGUGGAAACAGACGGUGCCAUAGGGUUUGUCCUGCCCGCAGUGCUCAACCCACGCUACAUACCCGCUGACCACCCUCGCAGGAAUAGUAGGCAGAGGAGAAAUUGGAACCUGGUGUGGGAGGAGCGAGAGGUGUUCAUGCCGCAGCCUUACUCUAUGGAGGUGAAGGCGCAGGUGUGUGGCAGCCACCAGAUAGCUCGGGUCGUCUCCCACACCGACCCACUCAAUGUCUCCCUGGCCGAUGAUGCCUUGUCUGCCCAGGUGAGUCAGGAUGGAGGAUUCACCUGUGACCAUGACUGGAGCCUGCUGGUGUACUACAAGAAUGCCUACCAGCCCCACCUGCUGCGGGAGACUGGGGAACGCUCCGCCACCGGGAUCAUGAGAGAUGAUCUGCUCAUGCUGAACCUCUUCCCGGAGAUGCCGGCCCAAAGCUACUCCAACAGGAACGAGAUUGUCUUUGUCGUUGAUCGCUCAGGCAGUAUGAACGGGGAGAACAUUCAGAGUGCCCGUGCAACGCUACUUCUGUUCCUCAAAAGUCUGCCUGCAGGAUGCCUCUUCAAUAUUGUCAGUUUCGGGUCCUCUUUCUCAUCGCUCUUCCCGAAGGGGAGCCGUGUGUAUUCUGAGAAAACGCUGCGAGAGGCGUGCCAGCUGCAGGCCACGAUGGAUGCUGACAUGGGUGGCACUGAGAUCCUGGCACCCCUCAAGGAUAUCUACAACAAGCCGCCCACACCUGGCUACUCGCGGCAGAUCCUACUGAUCACGGAUGGCAUGGUGGCCAAUGUGGAGCAGGUGUUGCAGCUGGUGGGGCGCCAUGCACACGAGACACGACUGUUCGCUGUGGGUAUUGGGCAUGGGGCGUCCUCCGCUCUGGUGUGUGGGGCGGCCAGGGCAGGGCGUGGAAGGUCAGAGAUGGUCAUAAAGCAAGGACUGCUGCAGCAAAAGGUGAUGGGUCUGGUGGGGUCCAUGGUGCAGGAGAGUGUGCAGGGGGUGACGGUGUCCUGUGAGGUGGAGCCGGCCUGCAGGGUGACGCUGGUGCCCAAGGUACCGCCUGUCAUCUUUGGCGGCCAGCACCUCAUCCUCUAUGCCAGGGUGCCCCCCGCCACGCAGGUCAAGAAGAUUACAGUGCGGGGUCAGCUUGGCGCCAGUGCUGUCCUGAACACGAUGGAGGGCGAACACUUCACUGUAGUGCACGACGAGGCCAAGGCACUUCACAGGCUGGCGGCGCGCUCCCAGAUCCUGCAGUGGCAGCUCGACGAGGAGGAGGGAGUGGCAAAGGACAUGGUGGCGCUGAGUGUGGCGAGUGGUGUGGUGUGUCGCCGCACAGCGCUGGUGGGCGUGGACCAGGAGUCGGGCAAGCCUAUGCCUGAAUCACCUCUGAUAAAGACUGGAGAGGAGUUGAAUGCUCCUUUUUUGAGAAGUGGGGUAAGAAAUUUAUUUUCGAAGAGUCUAAUGCCUGUAACACUAUCAUCAUGUGCAGUAGCAUCAGCACCACAACUACUAUCUGCUGCAAGAGUACAGAGGUUUGGCAGGUCAUCAUGUGCAGUAGCAUCACCACAACUAAGACUAGAAGCACUAUCUGCUGCAAGAGUACAGACGUUUGGCGGAUCACUACCAAAUUCAUCUGCACCACCACCACCCUUCGAAGAAUCGUUCGUGCAUAGCGAGGCCACUGCUGACCCCCAGCCUCCCUCGGGCCUGAUGGCGGUGGUGAGUCUGCAGCAGUUCGAUGGGUCGUGGGGGCUGAAGGAUGCAGCGCACCUCACCACCGUGCCUCUCGACAUCCUCUCCGCCGCCAACCCCACCAAGAGUGAGGCGGCCUGGGCCACAGCGCUGGUGCUGGUGCUGUUGGAGAGGAAGUUUGGGGAGCAGAAAGAGGAAUGGGAGCUGCUGGCCACCAAGGCCGUGUCUUCCUGGCCGGGUGUGGGGAGCAGCCCGACGAACUGCUGGCCAAGGCUCAACUCACGCUGGACUCCCAGUGACUCCCCAUGCGGUGGUGGCAGCAGCGGCGGCGAGCAGAGUUACUGACUGGCUGACCCAGGCGGGCGGCCAUUGCUGGAGCCUCUUUCACCAUGAUUAUUUUCUGAGGCCACAGAGAUGAUUAUAUAGCUGUGCUCUGAAGAAUGCUUCUCCUGUCAGUAAUCUUGUUAAUCUGCCACUAGAACUGUAACAACACUCUUUAAAAUCCUGCAAUAUUUUGGCUUUGAAGGUACCAGAGGUGUGGUGCAGAGACAGUCCUUAGGGCCAUGGUGGUGUGUAGUGUUGGUGGUAGUGGGUCAAAUAGUGCCCUCACUGCCACCAUGGAGCUGUUGAACCACGCACCUCCUGCACUGCACCACUGUCAUGCUUCAAUGUGCUAAAGCACACACACACACACACACACACCACUUUUUAUGGUAAUGCACUCCACUUAUCUAUAUGUCGCUGCAUUGAGAAGAUUGCUAACAUAUACACUGUUGCUUAAAAUGAUGAGACUGGCCCCGGGCAACUAACAGUCCAUUGCAUUUGACUGUAUACUGCUGUGUUACUGUUACUUCUUAAUAGUGAAUAAAAGUUAACAAUUGGAA
This is a messenger RNA of Portunus trituberculatus (swimming crab), 3157 nucleotides long. Its product is annotated as von Willebrand factor A domain-containing protein 5A-like. Bases 153 to 2618 code for a protein of 821 amino acids. NCBI's taxonomy places the organism in Eukaryota, Metazoa, Arthropoda, Malacostraca, Decapoda, Portunidae. The transcript is spliced from 18 exons. The record is from RefSeq and is a predicted model, not a curated record.